Messenger RNA from Eimeria necatrix, 486 nucleotides. RefSeq lists its product as hypothetical. The record is from RefSeq and is a predicted model, not a curated record. Bases 1 to 486 code for a protein of 161 amino acids. Gene Ontology annotation, biological process: proteasome assembly. Lineage: Eukaryota; Apicomplexa; Conoidasida; Eucoccidiorida; Eimeriidae. The transcript has a single exon. Gene Ontology annotation, cellular component: cytoplasm; nucleus.
AUGGACCUCACUGCGUCUGUUGCUGCUGCUUCUGCAGCGUCGAGCGGGCUGGGGGGUUUGUGCGGGUCUGCGGGCCUGCAGGACGAGCUGCUGAACAACUCGCUGCAGGAGGGCUUUCCCGCUGCAGCAGCAGCAGCAGCAGCAGCAGCAGCGGGGGGCCCGCGGCCGCCGCCGCGGGGCGUGCCGCCGCACCCGCUGGAGCUGCAGCAGAAGCAGCUGCUGCUUGCUGCAGAGCAGCAGGAGCUGCAGCGCGUUGCUGCUGCCUUCGGCAGCUACGCCGCUCUUCGCCUCAAAACUGAAAGAGAGCUUUGCGCCACCGCCCAGCGCCUCCCGGGCCUCCCCUCUUCUCUCUGGGGCCUCCAGACCCUCAUGGGCCUCGACAUUUCCAUUUCUCCUCAAGACUAUUUGGGCCGCGAGAAGCCAGAGCUUGAGGGGGGGCCCCUCCUCACCCUCCACGACCGCAUCGAGCGCGCCAUGGGCAUUUAA